Messenger RNA from Loa loa (African eye worm), 957 nucleotides. RefSeq names its product dual specificity phosphatase. NCBI's taxonomy places the organism in Eukaryota, Metazoa, Nematoda, Chromadorea, Rhabditida, Onchocercidae. The record is from RefSeq and is a predicted model, not a curated record. Gene Ontology annotation, molecular function: protein tyrosine/serine/threonine phosphatase activity. Gene Ontology annotation, biological process: protein dephosphorylation. Bases 101 to 646 code for a protein of 181 amino acids. Gene Ontology annotation, cellular component: cytoplasm. The transcript is spliced from 3 exons.
AUUUUUAGGUCAAAGGAUGUUUUGAUACUAUUGAAUAAGUAGUACACAAAAAAUAAAAGGAAAUUAAAACCCACUGUUUGAGUGCAUAUAUAAGUGACAUAUGAGGGAGGAAUCACAAAACAUGGUUACUUCGAAAUUGUGCGAUAUUUCGGAAGUGCGACCAUAUCUGUACUUGAGUGGUUUUGGCUGUAUUACAGAGAAGAAACUGCGAGAUCUUGGGAUAACACACAUAAUUGAUGCUACCAAUCUUCCGAAUAAUCCGCAUUAUGAAGGAAUCGAAUUUCUGGAUAUUAUGGUAGAUGAUUCACUGAUCGCCAAACUUACUCCUCAUUUUGACAGUGCUGCAAAGUUUAUUCAGAAUGCACAAAAAAAGGGUGGAAAGAUAUUAGUUUAUUGUGCAGCUGGUAUCAGCCGUUCUGCAUCGCUAUGUAUAAUGUCAUUGGUACUCAACGAAGGCUUAAGCCUGAGAGAAGCAUAUUACGAUGUACUGGAUAAAAGACCAUUCAUAUCGCCAAAUAUAGCAUUUUGGCGACAGAUGAUCGAAUAUGAGCGUAAAGAGCGGGGUCAGAGUACUGUGGAGCUACUGAGAGGAAUGGCACGACCUAUUCCGGAUGUAUAUGUCAAGAAACCAAAAUCUAAUGCCUAAUCAAAUCAAGUUCGUGAUUCCGAACUGGUAAAUGAAAUCAAACCGCACGGGUGAGAAACUGUGAAUCACAUACAAUUAACUAUCUAUGGAUAAGAUGAUGCGAAUGUCUUGAAAAGCUUUUGUUGAAAAUCAUGGGUGUUUGUACAAAUGCAUUCAUCGUUUCAUGUUUCGACACAUAAUGCAUUAGCACGACACAAUCGUUAGAAAUUGUCAAUACUCACUAUAAAUAGAUAAUAUCUGUUAUUUUGUUGAAUGUCGUGUAGCGCGAAGAGGAUAAAGAAGAAAAAAUAAUUUAAUAAAUUUUGUCAUCC